This is a messenger RNA of Brassicogethes aeneus, 1572 nucleotides long. NCBI's taxonomy places the organism in Eukaryota, Metazoa, Arthropoda, Insecta, Coleoptera, Nitidulidae. The record is from the annotation of a GenBank genome assembly.
CGCCACCGGCCCGAUAGGAUCUACUUAACGUGUGUGUAGGUGCAGAGCGCAACAGUCAUCGGUAUAUACGUAUACGUAAAAUAGUGACGGUUUGUUAGUUAGUGACUGGAGAUGUUGCAAUAAAAAUAAACUAAAAUUUUAGUUAUAACUAUGCAGGCCAAAGUUGAUCCUCUGGCGUCCCCAUACGUUAAUUUAAACAAAUUUCAAGGAGAUGAAGGCAAGAUCCUGGACGUGGACGCGGGCCACGGCCUGGUGCUGCAGCAGCAGUGGGUGACGAUGACGGCGAGCAUGUGGCCCGAGCCGACCGCAUCGACGCGCGGGGGCGGCUGGAAAUUGGCGGUGGGAGACCGUCUGCCGGUGCUGGCGGCGGUGUUCUGCGGCGCCGCGCUCGUCGUCUGCCUGCUGUGCGCCUUCGUGCUCUACAGGUGCUGCGUGAUGCCGCGCAGAGAGAAGCACUACUGCCUUCGCAAGGUAGAUGGCGCCACAGCUGGGACGCAAGUACCCACUAACGUGGUAUCUCCGGCGUAUCCGACCCAAGCAGCUGUUUUUGCGGAACAUAAGGGUACUUCAUGGGGUUAUAGCAAUAGAUUGGUAGCCCCUGCCCCUGUAAGUCCCUGGUACGUGAACAACGUUAUAGGGGGCCCCCAGUGCACUCAAUGCCCUGGAGUCUGCCCUGUACCCAGAAGCACGAGCAAUCCUGGAUCAAGCACUCAUAUUCAAGCCAGUACUCCAGUUAAGACUAAUACCAACAUAAGAAAACCAAGACCGGUUAGCCAGCCUAUACCUACAUAUUUGAUAAAUAGUGGCGAAAGCGUUCCCAAAGGACAUCUUCCAGAAAUAUCAGAGUUUUCCCCACAGAGUGCACAAUAUGCUUCUAGUAGUAUUCUUGAUGAAGUAGGAUCUAAAGAUGAAGAUUCCAUGGCAGAAGCAGUUCUAAAAACAAGAAGUCUUCCAGCCUGGGUGAGAAAUAAACCACGCCCUCUAUCCACUGAAGAUGAUUUAAACGACCUGUACGCCAAGGUAAACUUCAGUAAAAAACGAAAAAAUCGCAUGAGAAACGAUGAAGCGGCAAUAAUCGCUUUGAGCAAAUCACGGAGUCAAUUUCUUCACAAAGACACGGAUUCCCUAGUGGAUAACGAAGCUGUAAUUGUCUACGAUGAACGUACAGCCCUUUAGACUUAUUAAUUAAUAUUUUUUUGAUAUGUUUUUACACUAAAUCAGUAUUGAAAUUUCGGCAGAAACGAUCUAUCAAUGUAUUAACAUAUCGGUCAAACUAAAGACUCUACUGACAAAUAAGUUUUGUAGGUAUUAAGAAGUAUAUUUUCUGUGAUAAAUCCAAAUAUGGUAGAAAAGAAUUGGUAGGGUUUUUCUAACUUUUUAAGACUGGUAUUAAAUAAUUAUACUUAAUGUUAUUGUAGAGAACAUGGUCAAUAUUCUUAAUUAUUCCAUAUAUUUGGUGACCAUAUGCUAUAUAGUAAUAUUUAAAUAGUGAAUCACUAGAAAAUGUAUUGGCACAGUAAUAGUGACUUUUUAUAACAAUGUAAUGAAGAAUUUAAUAAAUGCACUUAAGAA